Pterocles gutturalis (yellow-throated sandgrouse) is the source of this 2480-nucleotide messenger RNA. RefSeq names its product probable phospholipid-transporting ATPase IIB. The transcript has 18 exons. Gene Ontology annotation, cellular component: plasma membrane; trans-Golgi network; endosome. The record is from RefSeq and is a predicted model, not a curated record. The annotation marks the transcript as partial. Gene Ontology annotation, biological process: phospholipid translocation; retrograde vesicle-mediated transport, Golgi to endoplasmic reticulum; endocytosis. Gene Ontology annotation, molecular function: ATPase-coupled intramembrane lipid carrier activity; ATP hydrolysis activity; magnesium ion binding. NCBI's taxonomy places the organism in Eukaryota, Metazoa, Chordata, Aves, Pterocliformes, Pteroclidae.
UUUACGUGUGAACUUGGACAUGGGUAAGGCAGCCUAUGGGUGGAUGAUUAUGAAAGACGACAAUAUUCCUGGAACAGUUGUUCGAACUAGCACCAUACCAGAAGAGUUGGGACGAUUAGUUUAUUUACUAACGGAUAAAACAGGUACACUUACACAGAAUGAGAUGAUAUUUAAGCGCCUCCACCUAGGUACUGUGUCCUAUGGAACAGACACAAUGGAUGAAAUUCAGAGCCAUAUUAUAAACUCUUAUUCACAGGUGCAUGCUCAGAAUAGUGGAAAUAGUACAAGUUCAACGCCAUCUAGGAAACCUCAGUCUUCUGCACCCAAAGUCCGCAAGAGUGUCAGCAGUCGGAUACACGAAGCAGUGAAGGCCAUUGCGCUGUGCCACAACGUGACCCCAGUAUACGAGUCCCGGGCUGGUGUGUCUGGAGAAACAGAAUAUGCAGAGGUGGAUCAGGACUUCAGCGAUGAAAAUCGGACUUACCAGGCUUCCAGCCCUGAUGAGGUAGCUCUGGUGCAGUGGACAGAGAGUGUUGGUCUCACUCUGGUUAACAGGGAUCUGACCUCCAUGCAGCUGAAGACCCCUGGGGGACACAUUCUGACGUACUAUAUUCUGCAGAUCUUUCCCUUCACCUCUGAGAGCAAGCGCAUGGGGAUCAUCGUUAGGGAUGAAUCUUCAGGAGACAUUACGUUUUACAUGAAGGGUGCAGAUGUUGCGAUGUCCACUAUUGUACAGUACAAUGAUUGGUUAGAAGAAGAGUGUGGUAAUAUGGCACGAGAAGGACUACGUACGCUGGUUGUUGCCAAAAAAUCACUGACUGAAGAACAGUAUCAAGAUUUUGAGAGUCGAUAUAACCAAGCGAAAUUAAGCAUACAUGAUAGAAACCUGAAGGUUGCUGCUGUUGUAGAGAGUUUGGAGCGAGAAAUGGAGUUGUUGUGUCUCACUGGAGUAGAAGAUCAGCUGCAAGCAGAUGUUAGACCAACGCUGGAGAUGCUAAGAAAUGCUGGAAUAAAGAUAUGGAUGUUAACAGGAGAUAAACUGGAGACAGCAACUUGCAUUGCAAAAAGUUCUCACUUAGUGUCUAGGACUCAAGAUAUUCACAUUUUCAGACCUGUUGCUACUCGAGGAGAGGCUCACUUAGAACUAAAUGCCUUUAGGAGGAAGCAUGACUGUGCCUUGGUGAUAUCUGGGGACUCGCUUGAGGUUUGUCUGAAGUAUUAUGAGCAUGAAUUUGUAGAGUUGGCUUGUCAGUGUCCUGCUGUGGUGUGCUGCCGAUGUUCUCCCACCCAAAAAGCUCAUAUUGUGAAACUGUUACAGCACCACACCGGAAAACGCACGUGUGCAAUAGGUGAUGGAGGAAAUGAUGUCAGCAUGAUUCAAGCAGCAGACUGUGGAAUUGGAAUUGAAGGCAAGGAGGGUAAACAAGCUUCCCUAGCAGCUGACUUUUCUAUCACGCAGUUUAAACACAUAGGGCGGCUGCUGAUGGUGCAUGGUCGAAACAGUUACAAAAGAUCAGCAGCACUUGGUCAAUUUGUCAUGCAUCGAGGCCUUAUUAUUUCAACUAUGCAGGCUGUAUUUUCAUCAGUCUUCUAUUUUGCAUCUGUUCCCUUGUACCAAGGAUUCCUAAUGGUAGGGUAUGCAACCAUAUAUACUAUGUUUCCAGUUUUCUCUCUAGUAUUGGAUCAGGACGUGAAGCCAGAAAUGGCAUUGCUAUAUCCAGAACUCUAUAAGGACCUCACAAAGGGAAGAUCUUUGUCAUUUAAGACCUUCCUCAUCUGGGUUUUAAUCAGUAUUUACCAAGGUGGUAUUCUGAUGUAUGGAGCCCUGCUGCUUUUUGAAUCUGAAUUUGUACAUGUCGUUGCCAUUUCCUUCACCGCCCUCAUUUUGACCGAGCUCUUGAUGGUUGCACUGACUAUACGAACGUGGCACUGGUUAAUGGUGGUGGCUGAAUUCCUCAGUCUUGGCUGCUAUGUGGCCUCUCUUGCAUUUCUAAAUGAAUACUUUGGUAUAGGCAGAGUGUCUUUUGGAGCUUUCUUAGAUGUUGCCUUUAUCACAACUGUGACCUUCCUGUGGAAAGUGUCAGCAAUCACUGUUGUAAGCUGUCUUCCACUUUACAUUCUCAAGUACUUGAAGCGCAAAUUUUCUCCUCCGAGUUACUCCAAGCUUACCUCGUAAAAGUAAUUAUAUUCCAAUAGUUUUUCACUCACGCCAGUCUGCAAAUUGCACAUUCACUGUGCUUUAGUGUCUGUGGAUUUAUGUUGGACUAAAGAAAUUUUUUUAAAAAAUAAAAAAAUCUAAAGUGAUAGAGUGAAUAGAGCACAAAAAGAGGAGGAAACAUCUGACAGGUACAAUAACACAGAAGUACACUAACAAAACUAUCAGAGAUAAAAUUAAUUUUCUUCAUGUUGUUUUGUUGGGUUUUUUUUACUUUCAGUUGCUAUGAUUAUAAAAUAAAACUGAAUUAUCUUUGAUUUGACAA